Messenger RNA from Empidonax traillii (willow flycatcher), 657 nucleotides. Its product is annotated as gastrokine-1-like. NCBI's taxonomy places the organism in Eukaryota, Metazoa, Chordata, Aves, Passeriformes, Tyrannidae. The annotation marks the transcript as partial. Gene Ontology annotation, biological process: regulation of cell population proliferation. The record is from RefSeq and is a predicted model, not a curated record. The transcript has 6 exons.
CAGGGUCAGGGUGACAACCAGGAAGUCAUCAUUGGUGGCCAGUCCCAAAUUCUGACCAUCCACAAGCAAUGGCGUGUGGCAGUUAUCACCCAAACAACCCCCACUGGCUCCUGGAAAACCAUCUGGAACUACAACACGGGCCUCAUUGCAACCAAAGUGACGCAACAGAACACCUGCUACAUUUCCGUCAUGAACAAAAACGAGAUGCCCAGCUUUAACAAUCUGGCCAGAUUGGCCAGAGAGAGCAGGAACCAGGUCGGUCUUGGAAGACCUACAAGGAAGAUCACCUUUGUGACCAAGGGAUUGGUCAGCAACCUCAACUCCUACGGAGCAGACAUCAUGGCCAUGUGCAGCGGACUCACCACCUACAUGGCUCGUGAAGUUCACGGACCCCAACUGAAUCUCAGAUCGUGUACUACACUUGACGUCAUGAAAGUUGUGGACCUGAAUUAUUGUCAUGUGAGAAUCAACAGUCAGAACCGCGUGGCAAUUAUCCAGCAAACGAGCAAAGAUUUGUCAUGGAAAACCAUCUGGAACUACAACACGGGCAUCAUUGCAACCAAAGUGACACAACAGAACACCUGCUACAUUUCCGUCAUGAACAGAACGGAGAUGCCCAGCUUUGACAAUCUGGCCAGACUGGCUAGAGAGAGCAGG